Molecule: messenger RNA, 1882 nt
Organism: Silurus meridionalis
Lineage: Eukaryota; Metazoa; Chordata; Actinopteri; Siluriformes; Siluridae
Gene: fbxl16
Product: F-box and leucine-rich repeat protein 16
Biological process (GO): SCF-dependent proteasomal ubiquitin-dependent protein catabolic process
Cellular component (GO): SCF ubiquitin ligase complex
Molecular function (GO): protein binding
Source: RefSeq, a predicted model, not a curated record
GCGCAUGGAGGCUUUUUUUCUGUCUCAUAUUUAUUUCUAUCCUGUCUACCUCCAUCUCUAAUGUGGUCCACCGGAUCCUCGGGCUCUGAAUGCUGAACAUGUCCACUCCGAGUGAGCUCAAGUCUCCGUGUGUGACGCGGAACGGCAUGGUCAAGCUCCCUCCUCAGCCCAACGGCCUCGGCUCAGCCAGCAUCACCAAGGGCACGCCGGCCGCCAAGAACCGUCUGUGUCAGGCGUCCUCAGUGCCCCCGAGCCUUCCGUACCACUUAGAGCCGCUUCCAAUGGCCGCUGACGCCAGGCAGUACGCUAAGCUGGAGAGGCAGCUGGCCCUGGACGAGAAGGUCUUAAACCGGCUGCUGUGGUACUUCACCACAGCUGAGAAGUGUGCUCUGGCACAGGUGUGCAAAACAUGGCGUAAAGUCCUGUACCAGCCCAAGUUUUGGGAGGGCGUGACCCCGGUGCUGCACGCCAAGGAGCUCUAUAACGUGCUGCCCAACGGCGAGAAGGAGUUUGUUAGUCUGCAGGCGUUCUCGCUACGCGGAUUUCAUUCCUUCUGCCUGGUGGGCGUCUCCGACCUGGACAUCUGCGAGUUUAUCGACAACUACCCGCUGUCCAAAAAGGGAGUAAAGUCACUCAGCCUGAAGCGCUCCACAAUCACAGAUGCAGGUCUCGAGGUGAUGCUGGAGCAGAUGCAGGGCCUGCUCCACCUAGAGCUUUCAGGCUGCAAUGACUUCACCGAGGCGGGCCUGUGGUCGAGCCUAAACGCUCGGCUCACGUCUCUGAGCGUCAGCGACUGCAUCAACGUGGCCGACGAUGCCGUGGCAGCCAUUUCGCAGCUCCUGCCCAACCUUGAGCUAAGCCUUCAGGCGUACCACGUGACCGACACGGCGAUGGCCUACUUCACAGCCAAGCAGGGCUGCACUACGCGUACACUGCGUCUGCACUCCUGCUGGGAGAUCACCAACCAUGGCGUGGUGAACAUGGUGCACAGCUUGCCCAACCUGACCGCGCUCAGCCUCUCGGGCUGCUCGAAGAUCACGGAUGACGGCGUUGAGCUUGUGGCCGAGAACCUGCGCAAGCUGCGAAGCCUCGAUCUUUCCUGGUGCCCGCGCAUUACAGACGCUGCCCUCGAGUACAUUGCUUGUGAUCUGCACAAACUCGAGGAGCUUGUUCUUGACCGGUGUGUGAGGAUCACAGACACGGGCCUCGGGUACCUCUCGACCAUGUCAUCGCUUCGCAGUCUCUAUUUACGCUGGUGCUGUCAGGUGCAGGACUUUGGCUUGCAGCACUUGUUUGGUAUGAGAAGUCUUCGUCUUCUCUCUCUAGCAGGCUGCCCCCUGCUGACCACCACAGGCCUCUCAGGCUUGAUCCAGUUGCAGGAUCUGGAGGAACUCGAGCUGACCAACUGCCCCGGAGCCACGGCCGAGCUCUUUAAGUACUACUCCCAGCACCUGCCGCGCUGCAUGGUGAUCGAGUAGAGCCGCCGAAGAGCCUGCACCCUCCUCAUCAUCAAACAACACAAAACCUUCCUCCUACAGACGAACGAACCAGACUGAUGACUAAACCCCCAAACUCAUCUUGUAACCCAUGAGGGGACUCGACGGAAAAGGCAAAGGCGGAGUCGAAGAUGAGGCAGCGCAAGAGGAAAAGAAAAAAAAUAUAAAAACACACGGGAAGCUGGUCGGAAUAUUCCGGAUGUAUUUCCGACGUAUUCGUUCCAUGUGCGAAAGUGACACGAAAGCGAGUGAGCGACAGGGAGAGGCGUCAAGCUUCUAUCACAACCAUCACAUGUGACCCGUUGAGCGAAAUGGUUUCAUCUUGCCAUUCAAUAUUUUGUCUUGGAGCAAAAAAAAAUGUAAUAAAUAAAUAAACACAAACACGA